GGUUUGUAUUAUUUUAUCUGUUGUCUGAUUUAGUGUUGUUAGUCUGCAUUUUUUAAUGCUGCUGUCUUGGCCAGGUCUCCAUUGCAAAAAAGGUAAGUUGCAACCUCAACUUACCUGGUAAAGGUAAACAAAGGUAAAAUAAUGUAGUUAAUAUGGUUGUGUUUUGUUUUUUUUCUCCUCCACCACAGCCAACCUGCACCUUUCCUCAGCCCCUGCAGCAGUUUUGCACUUCCAGAGAGAUGGCUCAUCCAUCCCGGGGAGCCGGUUCCUCACGGCGUGGUCGAGGCUCCUCAAGUUUGCUAGUCUCAAGGAGCUGUGGCAGUGUUUCUUCUCUGAACCGGGGAGGCGACGCUGAGAUGCUGGAGCGGAUUCUGGAGAAGCCGAAAUUGGUGGUGGUGGAGGAGCCAAAGGAGAGAGGCAUGAGGUUUCGCUACGAGUGUGAGGGACGCUCGGCCGGCAGCAUUCUGGGGGCGUCCAGCACUGAAACCAACAAGACUCAGCCUGCGAUAGAGAUUCAGGGUCCCAUUGACCACUUAAAGAAGGUCACAGUUACUGCGUCUUUGGUGACCAAAGACCUCCCACACCGGCCUCACCCCCACUGCCUGGUGGGUAAAGACUGCCCGAACGGUUCAGGGAUCUGCGUUGUCUCGUUCAAUCCUAACAGCAACCGGCGUCACAGCUUUGCUAACCUUGGUAUCCAGUGUGUGAGGAGGAAAGAGCUGGACGUUUCACUUCAGAAGAGGAGAAAUCAAAAUAUCGACCCCUUUCAAACUGGUCACUCAAAGGGCAUUGAAGACAUGGACAUGAAUGCUGUGCGUCUGUGUUUUCAGUGUGAUCUUGAGUGGGAGGAUGGCAGAAAAGACUCUCUCAAUCCAGUUGUGUCCAGCCCCAUCUAUGACAAGAAGGCCACAACUACGUCACAGCUGAAGAUCAGCUGUUUGAACCAGUACAGAGGCUCCUGCGCUGGCAAGACAGAGAUCUACAUGUUGUGUGACAAAGUACAGAAAGAUGACAUAGAGAUCAUCUUCAGGCGAGGGUCGUGGAAGGCGAGUGGGGAGUUUGCCCAGACAGACGUUCACCGGCAGAUCGCCAUCGUGUUUAAGACUCCACCCUACCAGGACCAGGACAUCACAGAGGAGGUUGAAGUCAGCGUUGCUCUGCGUCGCCUCUCAGACCAGAUGGAGAGCGAGCCUGUUAGCUUCACGUACCUGCCACAUAACCCAGAUCCAUAUGAGGUGAAUCGGAAGAGAAAAAUAAAGUCCGACAUCAGCCUCAGAGAGAAACCUUGUGUGACAGAAAGUGCACCUGCGGCAGAACAGCCUUUCCACUUCCCCCAGCCGCCAACCAUGAUGUCUCCAGACGAGAGGCUUUGUACCGCCCUGCCUGUGGAUUCUCCUUUAGGGCAAAUGUGUUACAACGAGCCCCCGGACUCAAGCACUGGCAUUGAUCCGGCCCUCCUUAAUCAGUUGCUAGAAAUGCCUGCAUUUUUGGAAAUGCUUGACCCUCACCUCACCUCGUCCAUGCUCUCAAGCUUUGAGCAGGGGGCUGACGCCAACUCCACGUUUGCCAACACUGAAAACAUGGAUAUGAACUAUACCCAGAACUUUGGCUCAUACACUCAGGACUUUUCCCAUUACAGCGACUUGCAGUUCAACAUGCUCGUCAAUGAGAGUCAGACUCCGCAGUCAGAGGCACAGGACAGCUCCUCCAACAUAGUUCAGGUGAAGACCGAAGAGGAGCUAUGAGGACGGGAUAGUCAGGAUCAUGUAGCACUCUUACACACCCUCCCUGUUCAUUUUAGAAGCAUAGUUAGACAUAUUGGGGAAAUAUGCUUUUUACCUUUUGGACAGAGUCAAGCUAGCUGUUUCUCCCGAGUCCAGUCUUUGUGCUAAUGUAAGCUAACUGGCUGCUAGCUUCAGCACGAGAGUGGUAUCCAUCUUUUCAUCUAACUCUCUGCGAGAAAGCAAAUAAGCACAGUGUUUAACUUUUCUCGUAACCCUUCUGUAUCUAGAGCCAAACAAGAUUAUGUUGUCCCAAGAUGAAACAAGACGCCUCCUUUGUUUGUAGACUCAUUUGGUUUCAUAACUCUGCACUGCUGCCCUCUCACUAACCCAAUAUCUCUGUGUUAAUGCCUUGCUGGUCAAGGCUUUAGCAACCAGGAGCAGGUCAACAUUCCCACAUAUUUUCCUGUAAUGCUGCUAGCAUUAAUCUUCAGGCUUAAGGUCAGAGAAUGGGGAGUUAAGCGUUGAGCUUAAAAAGAGAACUUGUGAACAGAAGAAAUCCGUCCAUAAAUUGCUGUUGUAGUAAAUCAUUGGCUGUAAUACCUGUCACAUAAUGUUUGUGUAAAGUCUGUUGCAUUUGUUUCCACAUGGCUUAGGGGAAACAUCCCGACUUCCUACGAGAAGUUAUUUGCAGUGUGAAAGGAUUUUAGUUUUAAAACACAAAAAGUCUCAAGUAGAGUAGUUUCAGAUCUGUUCUUCAUAUUGUUAUUGUCUGUUGUUACUCUCUGCUGAUGUGGCCGUCAGCUGACUUGUUUAAUAUUUAAUCAACUUAAAUGCAAUAGAAACCAGUCCUCUUCUGUCUGUGUCAGUUCCUUUUUGUUCUGCAGUUUCACUCUCGUGCCAAGCAUUCAAAGUUCCACACAGCUUGUCACUAGUCCAACUCCACCCCCUCGCUGUAGCACUGUAGUGUCAAUAUUUCAGAAAAGACGAAAUAAAAUGGCAGUUUUAUU
Messenger RNA from Micropterus salmoides (largemouth bass), 2731 nucleotides. RefSeq names its product v-rel avian reticuloendotheliosis viral oncogene homolog B (gene relb). Gene Ontology annotation, biological process: response to cytokine; canonical NF-kappaB signal transduction; innate immune response. The transcript is spliced from 8 exons. Gene Ontology annotation, molecular function: DNA-binding transcription factor activity, RNA polymerase II-specific; RNA polymerase II cis-regulatory region sequence-specific DNA binding. The record is from RefSeq and is a predicted model, not a curated record. NCBI's taxonomy places the organism in Eukaryota, Metazoa, Chordata, Actinopteri, Centrarchiformes, Centrarchidae. Gene Ontology annotation, cellular component: cytoplasm. Bases 153 to 1745 code for a protein of 530 amino acids.